GCAUGCCCACCGCUCCUCUUCCCCGCAGCGGACCGGGAUCGGGAUUGGGAUCGGGACCGGGACCGGGAUCAGCCCCGCACCGCGGCCCCGGGGCUCGGCCGAUGGAACUGUCCGCGCCGUAGGAUGGCAGCGUAGAGGCGGCGUUGCUCCGUGCAGGGAGGGAGGGAGGAACGGGGCAUCGCCCGCCUCCCGCUACCGUGGGAAAGCAGAACCCGUGCCCCGUCCAUGUGGGCACCCGGGCCGGCCCCAGGAUGAGACGCGCCUGCAGGAUGGUUCAUCUGCUCGUCUUGUGCCGCAUCUCCAGGGCUGUGCAGAAGCGUCUGCCUGGAGUGAAAGUGAAGUAUCUGUUCUUAAUGUGGUUAGGAAUCCUACUGGGCAGCUGGGUGCUUUACAUGCAUUACUCUUCCUACUCUGAACUGUGUCGAGGUCACAUCUGCCAAAUGAUCAUUUGCGAUCGUUAUAAGAAAGGAAUUAUUUCCGGAUCUGCAUGCAAGGACCUGUGUGAAGAAAACAAACUGCAGUUUCAACAAUGCCUGUCCUCAAGCCCAGUCAAUCAGGUUUAUGGUGGUGUUUGGAGAGGUAAGGAAGUCAUUAUUAAGUGUGGGAUAGAAGAUGCCUUCAAAACAGAUCUAAACCUGGAGUCUCUACCUCGGAGGGACCUUGCGUUGUUUGACAAACCGACCAGAGGCACCUCGAUGGAGGAGUUCAAGGAGAUGCUGCUCACAUUCCUGAAGGCUAGUCUUGGCGAUCAACAAUCACUGGGAAACCUUGUCACCAGAAUAAUCAGCAUGGCCGAUAUUAACCAGGAUAAGAAGGUAUCCUUAGCAGAGGCUAAGUCCAUCUGGGCUUUGCUUCAGCUCAAUGAGUUUUUGUUGAUAGUUUCUCUGCACGAGAAAGAACACACAGCACAGUUGCUGGGCUUCUGUGGAGACCUGUACAUCACGGAGAAGGUCCCAUACCACUCCCUCCACAGCGUCAAGAUGCCACCAUUCCUCAAGGCGGUUUUGCCCUCGAUGGUGGCCAGGAGCCUGAACCGCUGGUUCGCCCCGGCCUGGCCCAAGCGCGCAGAAAUCACCAUCGGGCUCCUCGAAUUCGUGGAGGAGAUUUUUCACGGCACUUACGGUAGUUUCUACAUCUGCGACGCCGACCUGGGCAACAUCGGCCACAAUGAGAAAUACGAUUUCAAAAUGGUCAACCUCAGGAAGGUGGUGACAGAAAUGACUCUGAAAGAUUUCUAUAAGGGGCGCCACUGUGAACACAACGCAGACUGCACGCACGGGAAGGACUGCAUGGCAACUUGUGACAAGCUCGCCAAGCAAUGCAACACUGAACUUAUACAGCCAAAUCUGGCCAAAAUCUGCGGCUUGCUGCAGGAAUAUCUGCUGUAUGGGGCUCCCACUGAUUUCAGAGAUGAACUGCAGAAACACUUACAAACUUGCAUGAAACUGAACGGCUUGGCAAGCCAGAUGGAAGUUCACCACUCACUGCUGUUGAACAACAUCAAAACAUUACUCUGGAAAAAGAUCUCUCACACCAAAUACUCUUAAAGGGCCAGAGACUCUUUAAACAUUGUGCUUGGGGGGUCUUUAACUUACAUAACUUAUAAAUUAGUAUCAAUUGUGUCAACAACUUCGUAAAGUUCUAGGCAAGUAGCUGUAGGUCCGAGUAAGGAAAUUUAAAAUAACCUUUACAUUUGUCGAAUCUCAAGCCUGUGAGGGAUAAGAUGUUAUUAAAGGUAAAAUGUUGUAGAUGCAUAACAAAAAAAUUUAUUUGGAUGUAAGUUUUUGCUGAGUGUUCGGGAAUUAUCCCUCUGGUUUCGUACUGAGUUUUAGUCUCAAUCAUUGUGUAGAACUUUAUCAACAGAAUGAGAUGCCCUUCCUUCAGCCUCUCAUUUCCUUUAUGCUGUGGCGAAUAUCGCCAACUUUGGGUAUGUCGGACUGUAAGUUAUUAAUAAAAUCAUCAGUUGACUGAAAAA
Molecule: messenger RNA, 1975 nt
Organism: Leucoraja erinaceus (little skate)
Lineage: Eukaryota; Metazoa; Chordata; Chondrichthyes; Rajiformes; Rajidae
Gene: dipk1b
Product: divergent protein kinase domain 1B
Exons: 5
Coding region: 252-1547 (431 amino acids)
Source: RefSeq, a predicted model, not a curated record